GAAUUUAUGUUCGACCAAUCAUAAACGUAAAAUUAGUUCAAAGCUCCUCCGUCCAGGGGACGCGUUGACAGUGGAAUACACUCGCUUUAGAGUGCCACCCGGUAUAAAUUCAGGCAUGAGCCAUGAAUUUCGACCAUGACCUACUCAUCUCUGGACAGAUCACGUGUCCAGAAGUAACCUCAAAAAAAAUAUACACUAAUCGUUAUGUGCUAGUUUAUUUAUUAGAGCGAUACAGACAAUUCAUCUUUUUAUUAUUCUAAAAGAAUCGCAAUGAGCUACUUGAUUGCAAUAGCAACGUUUAAUUGCUUUUUAGAUUAUAUUGCUCCGAUAAUUAUUAAAUUUAUAUUGUUUCGACUUUACUCUGGAAGUAAAUGUGAUCGAAUAUUACGUGAUGAUUUGUUGAAUGUGAGACAGGAAAUGUCUGGUAUUUCAAUGGUCGAUGAGUUUUCGAAGUAUGCCAAACUUCAACGCAAAUAUAACAAAUUGGAAACGGAAUUGAAAGAUAAUGUGAAUGCUCGAAUGUCCUCUCGAAUGAAAGCAAGAUUGAUUAUAACUUAUGCCUUUAGUAUUUUCAAUGCACUGGUAACUCUGUUCCUCUUAUACUUGUAUCGCAGCGAACCAGUCGUUAUAUUACCAAAGGGUAUUUUGUGGCCGUUUCAAAGCAUUUUAAGCUGGCCAUGUUCUCAAGAUAAUGCUAUUUCUUUAACAAUCUGGAUUAUGAUUUCAAGAUUAGUUGUAUCCAUUUGUAAAAGGGCAGACGAUUCUUAAUAUUUAAUAUUUUCCACUAAUUAUUUAUAUUAAGGUAAUGUAAAUAUUUAAGAUAUUCAUAGAGAAUAAUUUGUAUCUAAAUUCAUGUCCCAUUCAUUUCUAAUUUGACCAUUGCUCAUACUCUGCAUAACGAUCAAUGUACCACUGAGUAUCCUGAGUAAAAAAAAUUGUAAAUUACAGAAAUCUCAAAGGGAUAGUACAUAAAUGUUCAUAAUCAUUAAACAUUUGAAUAGUAUAUACUCACGUGCAUACAUUACAAUUCAUCUAUUUGCAACCACAUAUGACAAUUAUAUUCUCGAUACAAUACAUAUAACUAUUAACACAGCAAUUGACUUUGAGUUCUCAAAUGUCUCAAAAUCAAAUUUCCUUUCACCAACACUAUUAAAUAAGAUUAAGGCUCAACGAAUAAUAGCAAAAAAGUGGGUGUAUUUCGUAAAAGCAUAAUAAUGAGUAAAAUACAUAAUAUAUACUUGAGAAA
Cephus cinctus (wheat stem sawfly) is the source of this 1246-nucleotide messenger RNA. Its product is annotated as tail-anchored protein insertion receptor WRB-like. Bases 271 to 768 code for a protein of 165 amino acids. Gene Ontology annotation, biological process: tail-anchored membrane protein insertion into ER membrane. The record is from RefSeq and is a predicted model, not a curated record. NCBI's taxonomy places the organism in Eukaryota, Metazoa, Arthropoda, Insecta, Hymenoptera, Cephidae. The transcript is spliced from 4 exons.